UCGUCUGCGCUUACCAGUGUCAGUAGGUAUUUUGUCUUUCCCCACAACACACGCGCGGGGAUGUAGUUCGUUCCGAUAAAACAACGUGUUCGUUCCAUCGUUGGUUUUGGUUUUUAUUUUAUUCGCCUUUUAUCUCGAGAAGAAAAAGAAGCAAGAAAAAAAAUGAUUUACUUCCUGGAAAAUUCAUCGAUCAUUUACUUCGAAGAUCGGAACACACGUGAGGGAUUCUUUGUGAAACGAUUCCAUGGUGGAGAAAACGAUUUUGAUUUUUCAUUCUAAAAGAUUUCGUUUGGUUUUUUUCUGCCUUGCUUCGAUGCGGAGGAGAAAUUUUUAAUCAAGAGUUAUUUUCUUCGGAAUUCUUUUUUUAAUUAAUCGCUCCAAUUGAUGAGGCGUAUUUGACAGGAUUAUGACAACCCUUUUAAUUGGUGCUUUUACAAUAGUUUGAGCUUCCUUGAUACAACGUUUUACAUAUUUCAUCACCACUAGUCUUCACCGCGUGUGAUUCAAAUUUUUGUAAUUUGAUAUUUAUUUUUAAUAGCACACGAACUAGCACUAGAAUUUAUAAAACGGGACCAAUUGUAGCUUUGAGCUCGUGAUUUGUUUUAUAGUUAAUAACAACGAGAAACAACGUGCACACUAUUUUAUAACAGAUCAUAGAACUUGCAUUUAUUCUAUUUUUAAGUUAAAAGAAUAUAUCAGUGACACAAGUGUUCCUUUUUUUGUCUCACUGUUUAAUGAUAUUCUGUGGAAUUUUUACCGAAGAAAAAGGUCAAAAGUCAAGCUGGAGGCGAUCGCUGGAUACAGUGGCGACAAUAACAAUACUUCUCUGACAAAAAUGACCGCUAAAAAACCCAAAAGGAAAAGUGCCAUAGAGGCAAGGCGAAGAUCCGGCAGUACAUCGCAUUCCAUUAGUCGAAUACAGCUGUCCCUCCUAAAUAGUGGUCUGCUGCCCAUGAAUGAGGAUGAAAAACUCAUGUCGCUCAUUCCUAAAAAUCCUAUAGAACUUUCGGCUUAUUCGAAACAUGUUAACCUGCUCAGAAAAUAUGAAGUGCUUGCCAAGAUCGAAUAUCAGAUUGCCACCAAAGGUGAGAGCCACAGUACUAGACAUGCCACCAAAGAAGCGAACGAACUCAAGAACAGUUAUAAGAAAAUGAUCCCAUAUGAUUACAAUCGAGUAGUAUUAGAAGCCCUUCCAGGUAUUCCUGAUUCAGAUUACAUCAAUGCAUCCUUCAUCGAUGGCAUUUUAAAACCAAACGCUUACAUCGCUACUCAGGGUCCAAAUGAGCAUACUAUAAGCGAUUUCUGGAGAGCAGUAUGGGAGCAGAAUUCUCACGUCAUUGUCAUGCUCACAAAAGUCUUCGACUUCAUUAGGGUGAUGUGUGACAGGUAUUGGCCCAUCGAACUUGACCAUCCAGAGAAGUACGGGGACAUCGAGGUGACUCUUCUGUCCGAGACGGACCUUGCCAACUACAACAUUCGGAGCAUGCAAAUUAAAAAGGGUGAUGAAGUGAGGGAAUUGUCUCACCUUCACUACGUGGCAUGGCCCACCCACACCAAUCCAUUCCCUUGUUCUCUUCUGGAUUUCAGGAGGAGGGUCAAGAUGUACCUCAGCCGUUACACGGAGAACGGUCCUCUCAUCGUACACUGCAGCGACGGUUGUGGAAGAACAGGAGCUUACAUUUGUAUCGAUUCUAACCUGGACCUAGCAGACGAGGACAGUGUCUAUGAUGUCUACGGUUACGUUAAAAGUUUACGAAAUGCCAGGAGAGGCAUGAUUGAAGACGUGGGUCAGUAUAAGUUCAUCUACGAGGCUCUAGAAGAAGGUCUCAUCAGCGGUCAGACGUGGUUUCCAGUCUCUGAAAUUUCGCUACGACUGAAACAGAAAUCCGUCAAGAGCCAGAUCACGAGGCAAAAUGAAUACCAAAGGGAAUAUACGAAAAUCUGCAACACAUCUGCUAAGUUCACAAUAGGGGACAGAGCAGGAGGUCAUCGACUGGAGAAUAGGCAUAAGAACAGAACUAUUUCUACAGUACCUCCUGACAAUUUUAGACCCUAUUUAUCUUCAUUUCAAAGCAACGACAGUACGGAUUACAUAAAUGCCGUUUUUGUUGAUGGUUAUUUGCGUUCCAAGGAGUUCAUUGUGACAGAAUGGCCCAUGCAGCACACUGUUCCAGACUUUUGGUCCCUGGUAUAUGAUCAUGACUGUAAUUCCGUUGUCGUUUUGUGCGAUCAUCCUCCUUCCAGCAGCUAUCCUCAGUUCUAUCCUACUGAGAAGGAGAAAGUAAAGAAGUUCGGUCCUGUCUUCACAAUAGAGACCGUCUCCUUCAGCACUCUGCCCAACAUCAAAGCCUGGAUAUUCAAGAUACUCAAGAAAGUAGUUUCCUUGACGGAACUGAUGUCCGGCGUGAAAGCAGAACCUAAAACGACGCAGCUGUUCUUCAUCACUUGUUGGCCUCUGGGACAUAAAGUUCCCACCUCUACCAAUUCUCUUGUCGAGCUCAUGAACAUGGUGGAGAGAUGGAGGCAGAGGACAUCUUACGGACCAGUUCUCCUCGUCUCCAGCAAUGGUCGGAGUCGUGUGGGCGUGUACUGUGCAGCCAGCAUUGCUAUUGAGCAGGCCAUUGAGCACGAAGAAGUAGAUGUGUUUACAGCCGUGAAAGUGGUGAGGAGACAUCGGCCACAAUUGAUAGAGAACAUUGUAAGUACUUGGAAUAUUUCUUCUUGCAAAAUCAUGCUGAAAAUUAAAGCCCAGUUUAAUUUCACAUAAUAAGAAACACAUUUUUUAAGUAUAGAAUCCCAAAUAUUCUUGUACAUAUAGAUAAAUUAAACAAAACACCUAAGAAUGCUCUAAGCAGAUCAAUUAUAAUACUUUUACAGAGAAAAUAUGAGACUCAAAAUGCAAGUAGUUGUUUAACUGUUGACUUUUCAAACAAUCUGAGUUAUAGUCUUCAGUAUAAUAACUCUUUGAUAAAUAUUUAAUAUAACAGAACAGAUUGAAAUCUCAACUAACUUUAAUCACAUUAGAUUUGUUGUUUUUAGAAAUUUAGAAAGAAUUCUUACUGGAUCUGGUGAAACGGCUUACUUAAAUUGUACCAAUUAUAUUUUAAGUUUUAUGCUGAUUAUUUUACAUAAAUUCUCAAUUCAAUGAAUAAAAUCACAAUUACAGUUGGCACAGCGGUAAAAGACAUUUCCCAAUUCAAAUAGAUGUUUGUUAUUAAAACAUUUACUAUAAAUCGUUUGCUCAAAAAAAAAAAAAAAAAAAAAAAAAAAAAAAAAAAAAAAAAAAAAAAAAAAAAUCUUUAAAAUUGUUUUGGACAACUUAGAUUGCAGUUUCACGGGCUACAUGUUAAAGAAUUUUUAAAUCAACAAAUUUUUUUUAAAUAUAUAUAUUGAUUUUAAUUGGACAAAAUUGAAAAAAAAAAACUUAUUUUUUUUAUAGUUUACAAAAGAAAUGAAAUAUUUUAAAAAUUAUUUAAGGGGGCAUAUACACCAAGGUAGGUCGGAAAAAUUGAUUUUUCCCCCCAUCCAAUUAUGUUCUUCACUGUUUCAAGAAUCGUAAUCCAAAAGAUUAAAACGAAAUUCGUCAUAGUUUCAUUGCAAACAUUAACAAUGCUGAAGUGCGCCGAGUGCUCCAACAGGUUUAACCAGAGAUUGUACUUGCCAAAGUUUCUAAAAAACGCAUUACAUUUAUUAUUUAAAGAUUUUGAACACUUGAAUUAUUGAUGUAUUGCUCACUAUGAAAAAAAUAAAUGAGAAAACUAGCAUUAAAAACCUCAGUUUUAUUUUUUUUUUAAAAUAUUGAAAAAAAAUUUAC
Parasteatoda tepidariorum (common house spider) is the source of this 3814-nucleotide messenger RNA. Its product is annotated as receptor-type tyrosine-protein phosphatase kappa. Lineage: Eukaryota; Metazoa; Arthropoda; Arachnida; Araneae; Theridiidae. The record is from RefSeq and is a predicted model, not a curated record. Gene Ontology annotation, molecular function: protein tyrosine phosphatase activity. Gene Ontology annotation, biological process: protein dephosphorylation.